Molecule: messenger RNA, 1618 nt
Organism: Carassius auratus (goldfish)
Lineage: Eukaryota; Metazoa; Chordata; Actinopteri; Cypriniformes; Cyprinidae
Product: E3 SUMO-protein ligase PIAS1-like
Exons: 12
Biological process (GO): regulation of transcription by RNA polymerase II; protein sumoylation
Cellular component (GO): chromatin
Molecular function (GO): transcription coregulator activity; zinc ion binding; SUMO ligase activity
Source: RefSeq, a predicted model, not a curated record
CUUGGCUGACUUUUCCUUCUCAUCUAUCAUUUCAUCAAUAGAGUGCUGUAAUAGGUUCUCCAUCUUUUAUAAUCGUCUCCUCUCUCUUUUUUUUACAGCGUCAGACAGCAGUCAGAGGUUUCAGGAAACAUGUUUUGCGUUUGCACUAACGCCUCAGCAAGUUCAGCAGAUCAGCAGUUCAGUGGACAUCUCUGGGACCAAAUGUGACUUCACCGUGCAAGUACAGCUAAGGUUUUGCUUAUCAGAGACAAGCUGUCCUCAGGAAGAUCAUUUCCCACCCAACCUUUGUGUGAAAGUGAAUGGAAAACCCUGUAACCUCCCUGGAUAUCUUCCUCCAACCAAAAAUGGAGUGGAGCCAAAGCGGCCGAGCAGACCCAUCAACAUUACCUCGCUGGUUAGGUUGUCUACAACAGUUCCCAACACCAUUGUUGUGUCAUGGACGUCGGAAAUCGGAAGGAGUUACUCCAUGGCAGUGUACCUGGUCCGUCAGCAGUCCUCUUCAGUUUUGCUACAGAGACUACGGUCAAAAGGCAUUAGAAACCCAGACCACUCAAGAGCACUCAUCAAAGAAAAGCUUACCGCUGACCCUGACAGUGAGAUUGCCACCACCAGCCUGCGAGUUUCCUUGCUCUGUCCGCUGGGAAAGAUGCGACUGAUGAUUCCCUGCCGAGCGCUCACUUGCUCACACCUGCAAUGCUUUGAUGCUACACUCUACAUCCAAAUGAAUGAGAAGAAACCCACCUGGGUGUGUCCGGUCUGCGACAAGAAAGCCCCAUAUGAGCACCUUAUUAUUGACGGGUUGUUCAUGGAGAUCCUGAGCAGCUGUGUGGACUGUGAUGAGAUCCAGUUUAAAGAAGAUGGCAAUUGGGCUCCUAUGAGAUCCAAAAAGGUGGUACAGGAAGUGUCAGCCUCAUCAAAUGGCAUUGAAGACUCGUGUCGGUCAGUUGUGUCAGACCACAGAAACAGUUCGUCCCAUGGCAGCAGCAGUAAGAAAGUGGAGGUGAUUGACCUGACACUAGACAGCUCCUCAGAUGAUGAUGAUGACGACGAUGAAAAUGAAAACGAAGAGCCUCCUCCUAAAAGAGCCUGUCCAUCUCUAUCACCAUCCUCCCCACCUAUCAACAAAGGAGUGUUAAAUCUGCAUCAUCAGGCGUCUCCACUGGCACGGGCUCCCAGCAUGCCAGCAAUGGAGACAAACUAUAUCCCUCCCCCUCCUCCUCUCAUUCAAGACUACCGUCACUAUUACCACACACCCAGUGACCUCUCAGAUCUGAAUUUCUUCUCAUUUUUACAAGGGGACAAUCACCAGCAUUAUAACAUGGUCAUGGCCGCUGCAGCCGCCGCCUCAGCUUCUGCGUCAGAAGACCACGAGCUGCUGUUGAACCGCUUCAUGCCCUAUGGUUCCUCACAGCUCUUCCUGGAGCAGCCGGGGACGCCGGUGAACAGCUCACUAGUGCCAGCCAGCGGGGGCAGCAGCAGCGGAAGCAGCAGCAGUCUGGUAUCUUCCAGCAGUCUGAGAGACAGCCACCCACACAAUAACGUGUCCCGCUCGCGCUCUGACGCUGCCGCCACAUCAGUAAUAUACGGAUCCAUCCCUGACGUAAUUUCACUGGACUGA